Molecule: messenger RNA, 1734 nt
Organism: Monoraphidium neglectum
Lineage: Eukaryota; Viridiplantae; Chlorophyta; Chlorophyceae; Sphaeropleales; Selenastraceae
Product: syntaxin 5
Exons: 13
Coding region: 1-1734 (577 amino acids)
Biological process (GO): fatty acid metabolic process; vesicle-mediated transport
Cellular component (GO): membrane
Molecular function (GO): stearoyl-[ACP] desaturase activity
Source: RefSeq, a predicted model, not a curated record
AUGCAAGCUACCGGGGACGAGACAGGGGCGCAAACGCACGCGUGGGCAAGGUGGGGCCGCGCUUGGGCAGCUGAGGAGGUGCGGCAUGGGCAGCUUCUCAGCAGCUGGCUCUACCUGUCUGGCCGCGUCGACUCGCGGGCGCUGCAGGUCACCGCACAGCGGCUGAUCGCUGCGGGGGUGGACGGCGGCGGCCUCGGCGCUGACCCCUACCGGUUGUUCGCCCUCUGGGCGCUGCAGGAGCACGCGUCCCGGGUGUCUCACGGCAACGCCGCGCGGCUCGCCGGCUACCACGGCGCCGCGCCGCUCGCGCAGCUGCUGAGCGCCGUCGCGUCCGACGAGGCGCGCCACGAGGCGGCCGCCGCGGCGGUCGUUGGGAAGCUGCUGCAAGCCGACCCUGAGGCCGCGCUGCUGGCGCUGGCUGAUGUCGUGACAAGGGGGGUGGUCAUGCCGGGGGCGCGCAUGGACGACGGAUGGCACGGCCGCGCCAACGCACGCAGCGCCAGCAGCAGCAGCGGCGGCGGCGGCGGCGGCGGCGGCGGCGGCGACGGCGGCGGUGACAGCAGCGACGGCGGCGGCGGGGACGCUCAAGGCUCAGAAGGGGGUGGCAGCGGGGCGGAUCCAGACGCGGCGGUGGUCGGCCGGGGGAACGGCAAUGCUGGGGGCAACGGUGGCAGCCAGCUGUACCGCGAUUACGCGGCCGCCGCCGACGCGCUGGGGGUGUUCACUGUGGCCGACCACGCGGCCGGCCUUGAGCAGCUGCUGGGCGCGUGGGAAGUUCCGCAGCUACGCGUGUCGGGGGAGGCGGCAGCUGCCCAGCAGCUGCUGAUGGGGCUGCCGCAGUCCAUAAAGCGCCUUGGGGAGCUGCAGCUGGAGCGCAGGCUGAGGGACCGGCGGCGCGGGCAGGGGCGGAGCGCUAGUUUUUCGUGGGGAGCUUCGGCGGGGCCGUACAGUCAGAAUGGAGCCUCCUCCUCCGCCGCGCACCCCGCGCGCGCCCUGGUGCAGCAGCAGUCGGAAUUCACUAAGCGCGCGUCCCAGAUCGGCCUGUCGAUUCACAAGACGUCCCUGAAGCUGCAGAAGCUCGCGCAGCUCGCGAAACGCACGUCGAUGUUUGACGACCCGAGCGCCGAGAUAGAGGAGAUGACUGGGGUCAUAAAGCACGACAUUCAGCUGCUGAACGAGGGCAUCGCGGAGCUGCAGCGGUUGUCGGCGCGCGGCGGGGAGGCGGCGAACCGGCAGACUGCCGCUGCUGCCGCCGCUGCCGCCGCCAGCGCCGCCGUUGCUGCUGCUGCUGCUGCGGCGCGGCCGCUGCUGCUGCUGCCGCCGCCGGGGCUGGUGGAUGCAGCUUCUGUUGAAGUAGAAAGUGCGCAGUGGGGCGGUCUUGAGGUGCUCACCCUGCGGACUGAUAACCUGAAGUCCCACAACGAGCGGCGGCAGCUCUUCUCCAGCCAGCCGGACAGCAGCAGCAGCUUCUUGGAACGGACGCCGCUGCUGGCGGGCGGCGACAGCAGCAGCGGCGGCGGCGCAGGGGGGUCGGGCCGGACGGCCGCGAGCUUGUUCGGCGGCCAGGGCGGCGGCCAGAUGCAGCAGCAGAUGGUGUUGCAGCAGCAGGACGGCUACCUCAGCAGCCGGGCGGAGGCGCUGCACAGCGUGGAGGCGACCAUCGUCGAGCUGGGCAGCAUAUUCACGCAGCUCGCUGACAUGUGGGUGGUCCAUACCUGCAUGGGAGUCUGCUGA